UUGUAAUUUGUGUAAGUAUAGUACGUUUAAAAUUCAUGUCUAACUAUUAUCGCCAUUUUCAAAAUUAUGCGAUUUUCAAAAUAAUCAAAAAAAAAAAUUCGAAUUUGAAUUUUGUGUAACAUUGUGAUCUUAUGCAUCAAAUUUAAAGAUUAAAAAUAUAUCGCGUAAAAAAUUUUAUAGCGUCACGUAAAAAUGUCUUCUAUUUCACCAAGAAACUACCAAAUUGGAGUUUGUUUUACAUGCCAAUUGUGUAUGUAUUGUGGUUUAGACUUAACAUCAAAUAACUGUAAUUGUGAUAAAUCCAUCAAACCAACCAAAAAAAAUCGUACUAAAGAAGUAGCAAAUUUUCGAAACUUAACUUACAAGCCAGCCAUAGUACAUGAAAAAAUAAAAAACACUUUAUCAAAUAGCAAUCAAAAAUAUGGAUAUAAGCUGGAUAUAGAACUGCCGUAUAACUGUACACUUUGUUCAGCAUGUAAUAGUCAAAUUAACAGAAAUGUUAAAGCAGCUGACAAAGAAAAAAAAAAUAUUAUAGUUAUUCCUUCUUCACCAACGGAUGGUACUUCUCUACCUUCUACACCAUUACAAAUGGAAUUUAAAUUGCGCAUGUCUAUCAAACAAAAUAAACAAGUGUUGCCUUUUGUAAUAAUUAGUUUUACUUUAGAUAAUCCAAAUUUUAUUAAUUUUAGAGACAAACUUGAAUCAUAUAUUUGUGAACAAGUUGGACUAGUUUAUAGAAAUGAAUAUACUUUAGCAUAUAAAUCACAUUCAGAAAGUGGAGCUGGAACACUUUUAGGUAAUGAAGAAGCAUUUGAUGAAUUUCUAAAGGAUUAUCAAAGUAUAGUAGCGGGAAAUAAGAAAGUAGUAAUUAUUGUUAUACUUAGAGAAUUAUCAAAAAAACGUUCACAUGAGAAUGAAGUUUCAGAACAGGAAUCUAAUGAUGAAUCAGAAAAUGAAGCUUAUCAAAAUACCAAAUCUAAAAAACAAUUAAAAAAACAUAUCAAAAAACGUAUACCUAAAGAAGCUACUUUAAAUGAAAAUGAAGCAUUAGUUGGAUCAUAUGUGAUGAAAUUAAAUGAUAAGUAUAUUUGUGAGAUUCAGAAUCACAAACGUUGUUUUAUUAAAGAAGAUCGUCAUUUAUCUUUAACAAAUUUUGCAAUUAGUUUAUGGGCCAAAGAAAUUGUAAACAAAAAUGCAGAUUUGGAUACUCCUCCUAAUCAUGCUAUAUUUAGUAUGAUGCAUUCAGUAAAGAAGAACUUCAAUUUCGCAAAUAUCAGAUCAUAGCACAUCAGUUAAUUCACAAAUAUCAGAUCAUAGUUCAAUAAAAAAAAUAGUGCCGAAUAUAGAAGAUUUUCUAAAAAAUUUAGAUCAAGAAUUUGGUGAUGGUAAAUUUACUUGUUAUCUAUCUAUUUUUGAAGAACAAGAAAUUCUUGUUAAUCAACUUGCAAGAUUAUCAGAUUCUGAAUAUAUUUUAAUGGAUGUAACAAUUAUUGGACGUAGGCAAAUUUUACGUGAUGAAGCAAAAAAAUAUGAAUGAUUUUUUGUAUAUAUUUUGUUAUAAACUUAUAAUAUAAUUUGAUUAAUUUCUAAUAAAUAAAGUUAG
Molecule: messenger RNA, 1603 nt
Organism: Rhizophagus irregularis DAOM 181602=DAOM 197198
Lineage: Eukaryota; Fungi; Glomeromycota; Glomeromycetes; Glomerales; Glomeraceae
Source: RefSeq, a predicted model, not a curated record